AUGGCAUCCAUCAUUUCACGUCGCGUUCAUUUCAGCAGACCAAUGGUACGGAGCAUGGUGACCACCGCUCAACAGGCAGCACCUUCAUCCUCCUCAGUACCACCAACGACUUCUUCCCCUGAGUCGCCACCACCAAAUACGCAUUUCAAAAUAACGAUGCGUCGGUCUGCCAUCUCUCUUGGCGAGAAAAUCAAAGGGACCGUCGUUUCUCUCGGUAUUCAUCGACGAUUCCAGACUGUGUACCACCGACAUUCGCCUGAGACUGCUGGAAAGAUUCUGAAGUUGAAGGAGUUGCUUGAGGUGGAAAACGUGCCGGAGCAUCUUGUGCUUACGAAGCAGCAGCAGAGGCAGCUAAGGAAGGCGCCAAGGGGGUACAAGGUGGUUGGGACGAGGAGAGGGUCAUUUAUGAAUAUCUGAAGCACGCUUUACUAACCCUAAUCUAUACUUGGUACUGCCUUGACGCAGCCCUUCAGCGCGUUCAAAUGUGCACUUAAUUCGUCUCUUCUGAAGAUUAGACCGGUGACCGUCAGUAUAUGAAGGAAAUUCUGCGAUAUAUCUUGGAUUCUUGGAACUUUCGAUCAUGAUCAUGUGAUUGAUGUAUAUUUUGACGUGUC
This is a messenger RNA of Laccaria bicolor S238N-H82, 614 nucleotides long. RefSeq lists its product as uncharacterized. Gene Ontology annotation, molecular function: structural constituent of ribosome. Lineage: Eukaryota; Fungi; Basidiomycota; Agaricomycetes; Agaricales; Hydnangiaceae. Gene Ontology annotation, cellular component: mitochondrion; large ribosomal subunit. Gene Ontology annotation, biological process: translation. The record is from RefSeq and is a predicted model, not a curated record. Bases 1 to 417 code for a protein of 138 amino acids. The transcript has a single exon.